AUGCCAAACGCAAACUUCGCCUUGAUCAACCUCUCGUGCUUUGCAGAUCACGCAGCUCCCACAUCGUCAACACAACGGAACACCGACAUUAUCUCGGCGCGUGCAGGUCACUCACUUCCCAUGGCGACUACACUCACAGAUCUUCCACCGGAGGUGACCGAAGCGGUGGCCCAAUGUCUGGAGCCUCGCGAACUACUCCCUCUCCGCCUGGUUUGCCGCGAUGUUGAGACGAAGAUCCUUCGAACAUUCACCCGAGUCCACUUCACUGAAAAGGGAUUCCUUCUGUGCAGCCCCGCGAGCCUACAAGCGGCCAUCGACAUUGCCGGCCACGAGACAUUCGGCCCGGCUUUACAAAGCAUAUAUCUUUUCGCAGACGCAUUCAAAGAGCCGGAUGAGCGUAUGGGGACGGAGGGGAAGGAUCACAUGCCGGGCGGCUUCGAGAACAUCGUCGACUGGGCUCGCUCCGACGAACAGCUGCUGCACUGGGAGGCCCAGUGCUCUUUGUUGUCGUGGGGUUCAAAGACUUACGGAAGUGCCGACGUGGAUGAGCUGCUGGCCGCCUUCUUCAAGAGGCUCGACAAGCACAACAAAGUAACAGAGCUUGUCCUUGCACAGCUUCAUUGCAUCGACAUUCGCCCUCUCAUACCUGGCCUAAGCAUCUGGAAUUUGCUAGGACCCAGAUUCCUAGCGCCCACUUGGGUCAUGGGAGGCAUUGCUUGUGCACUCGAUGCAGACAUAUCCGGCGCGAGACUGCUUCCAUCUCUAACGACCUUCAAGAUGCAAACAUCGACUCUCGACAUGCCGCUUCAGCCCGUGAGAGUCGAAGUACCACUGCCAGCAUGGGAGCAGAACUGGUGUUGCCUGUUCGAGGAUGUCAAGCUGCGAAUAUGGCCAGAUGCAGAGCUCUUGGAGCAUCUCUUCGAACUUCCAGACUUGGCGACAAGCUUGAUCUCCAGCAUAGCAGCGAGCGCCCAGAUCAAAUCACUCCACAUUGAAAUACCAGCCAGAGUGGAUGCCGACGCCGAACUCGAUGACAACCCUUCCCACGCAUGGCUGACAACCAAAUGUGUCUUCCACGAGACGUUUCCAUCUCUCAAGUCCCUGACGCUGAGCCAAGGCAUCUUCUUCAAGGACGACUUGAUCGAGUUCUUGACACAGCAGCCGGUACUGGAGGUGGUACGUUUCGAGAAGCUCACACUGUGGUGCCAGACCGAGGAUGAGGUCGACGAAGUGUUGACGGAGGGAUUACAGCAGUGUUUGCGUAGAGAAUGUGGCAAAAUGCAGCUUGAGUUCGGGGGCGAUAGCGACGUUGAGAUCAUAGAUUAG
Messenger RNA from Lecanosticta acicola, 1326 nucleotides. The record is from the annotation of a GenBank genome assembly. Lineage: Eukaryota; Fungi; Ascomycota; Dothideomycetes; Mycosphaerellales; Mycosphaerellaceae.